Molecule: messenger RNA, 1197 nt
Organism: Chaetomium globosum CBS 148.51
Lineage: Eukaryota; Fungi; Ascomycota; Sordariomycetes; Sordariales; Chaetomiaceae
Exons: 4
Coding region: 1-1197 (398 amino acids)
Molecular function (GO): 6-phosphogluconolactonase activity; protein binding
Source: RefSeq, a predicted model, not a curated record
AUGCGGACUUCUCACGGCGUUGCCGUUGCCCUCGGGGCCGGCUUUCAGCUCGCUACCGCCGCCCCGGUCUGCGGCGGCGGCAGCACAUCCGACACCCUCUGGGUCACGACCUACCCCAUCGGUGACGGUGCCGGCGAGCUCUUGACCCUCAAGCUGGAAGGCUCGAAGCUCUCAUCCGUCGCCACUUCUGAUACCUGCGGUCCUUUCCCCUCGUGGCUGACCCAAGUCGACGACGUUCUCUACUGCGUCAACGAGGCCUGGGGCGGCCAAAACGGCGAUCUUGCGGCCCUGCAAAUCGGCGCCGAUUCCUCCUUCACCGUGCUUAGCAGCGGGAAGACAGUCGGGGGCCCCGUGAGCACCAUCGUCUACGGCAAUGAGGGCCGUGGAUUGGCUGUUGCUGAUUAUGCUGGUGGCGGUAUUGACACUUUCGACAUUUCCGACCCCGCGGCAAUCAAGACCCUCGUGUCCAAGGUCUUCCCCGGCCGUGAUGACGGCGCUGCUCCGCCGCAGGAGCAGGCCCGGCCGCACGAGGCCAUCCUGGAUCCCACCGGAGAGUUCCUCGUCUUCCCUGAUCUCGGUGCCGAUCUUAUCCGUGUCCUCAAGGUGGACAAGGCGACUCUGGAGUACACCGAGAAGCCGAGCUACGAGUUUGCGCGUGGCACUGGCCCCCGCCACGGCGCCUUCUACCAGUCCGGCGACAACACCUACUUCUACGUCGUCUGCGAGCUCUCCAACCUCCUCCAGGGCUUCUCCGUCGCCUACAACGAGGACAGCUCCCUCACCUUCACUCAGCUGUACAACGCUACCACUCAUGGCGCCACCGACGCGCUCCCGGAGGAAACCGCUGCCGCCGAGAUCUUCCUUGCUCCCAACAGCAACUUCCUGACCGUCUCGUCCCGCUUCGAGAGGGAGCUCUCGUACACCGUCGCCAACGGCACCGAGGUCGCCUCGGACCCGCUCAUCACCUUCUCCAUCGACGCCGAGGGCCAGCUCACCCACGUGCAGACCGCCCCCGCUGGCGGCAUCAACCCCCGCCACUUCUCCUUCAACAGCGACGGCAGCCGCGUCGCCUCGGCCCUGCAGUCCGACGGCCGCGUCGUCAUCUUUGAGCGCGACGUCACUACCGGCAAGAUCGGCAAGGUCGUCGCCGAGACUGAUGUCGCCGGCAUGCCCAACUUUGUCUCGUUCAAGCAGUAG